AUGGAUGAAAUUUACAAGGUCGCUUCCACCGAAAGGAUCCAGAUGUUGGAGAAAGAACUGGCUGUGAGAUUGACUGAACUGAAGUCUGAGAUAGAAGAACAGGGGCCUCUUCUGGGAACAGCUCAUCGAGCUUACAGCUCUGUUCAAAUGCCAAAGGACAUUUCUUACUAUAGAAGAGAAAGAGAACUGGCCCUAAAGAAAACUUUGCAGGUGGCUGAGGCAAAGCCUCUUGUUAUUCAAGCAGAUGUCAUGCAGAGGGAGCUAGAGACCUGCCUAAGAAGAGAGUACACUCCGGAAAAUUUACCUUUGCUUCUCUUGCAGAAACAAGUUGCCUACAUUACGCAGGAGCACAGCGAUGCCCUUCAGAGAGCUGAUAGGUUGUCUGUUGCGCGAGAAAACUUUCUUAUGGGGAAAAGCAAUCCUCCGAACUUAGUAACACAGGAAGACCUGACUGUCUACACAAAGUGGUUAGUGUGUCACCUGCACUCACUCCAGACUAUUCACCACUACGUGCAGGCCCUCCAGUAUGUGCCCGUCUCCAACGUGCUGAGUGUGGCUGUUGACGAAGUCUCCGAGGUUGGUCAGGAAAAUGAAAAGGCCCACGCCAAUGACACCAAUCCUGACCUCCAGGGGUCUGCAUCUCCAGGCCCUACGGACACCAGCGUUUCAAGGCCAAUGAGAACCGAAGCUGCGUUUGUCCUGCCCCAACACACAACAGAAACAGAAGAACUGAAACCUCAGCUGAGGCUCCUGCUCUCUCAUUUCAAUAUCCCCUAUGACAUAGAGGAGCUGAGGGAUGCCGCUAAGGAGAUAGAACUGUUUUCCUUGGUUUCCCAAAAAUUUCAAAGCAUCUUCAAAGAGCAACAGAGAAUGCAAACGUUUCCUGACUAUGAUAUUGGGAAAGCUAAAGUGGAGAACUUGGGUUUGGCAGGACCUGGGAUGGCCUUGAAAAAGAGAGCCAACUGGAUUUCCUUUAUAAAGAUUAAGCCAAAAUGUGAUCCUUGGCAAAAGAAGCUUUUGACCAAGCUAAAAAUACAGAGAAAAAUAGAUAUAUUAAUGCAACUCCAAGCGAAGUUUUUGAAGAUUUCCAGCCCUGAGCGAGUAAUGCAAGUGCUCCAAGAUCACGCUGCAAAGACAGUCCGGCUGGCUCCAUCUCAUCCCACUUCCGUGGCUUCCCAGGGUUUACAUCAGUGCAACUAUGACCGAAUCUGGGAGAAUAUUUAUAGUAACAGCAACCUCUACCAGGUGUAUGUCACCAUUCAGGAAGACCUUGUACUAACAAGGAGACACUUAAAAACAUCUGGCUCUUCUACUUCUUGA
Molecule: messenger RNA, 1320 nt
Organism: Myotis daubentonii (Daubenton's bat)
Lineage: Eukaryota; Metazoa; Chordata; Mammalia; Chiroptera; Vespertilionidae
Exons: 10
Coding region: 1-1320 (439 amino acids)
Source: RefSeq, a predicted model, not a curated record